AUGUUUCCGAAGGAUAAAACUGUUUCAAAGCAGUGGUUAAUAGCGAUUCGCAGGGACAAUUAUACCCCUUCAAAACAUUCGUGUGUCUGUAAAAAACAUUUCAACCCUGACGAUUAUGCGUUACCUAAAGAACCAAAUACAGAAAAUCAGAGAGCUCUUCAACGUCAAAUGAAACGUGAAACUGUGAAAGUGUGUGUGCGAUACAGGAAAAUCAAUGUGAAGAACAUUUUACUUGAAGAAACAUGUGAAAAAAUAGACAUUGAAAAUUCAAAUAAAGAUGUCUCACUAUAA
Messenger RNA from Parnassius apollo (apollo), 291 nucleotides. The record is from the annotation of a GenBank genome assembly. NCBI's taxonomy places the organism in Eukaryota, Metazoa, Arthropoda, Insecta, Lepidoptera, Papilionidae.